AUAGGUGAUACGCUGCUUCCUUGCACCAUGGCAAUGGACGUAACUUUUCUGGGCACGGGUGCUGCCUAUCCCUCUCCAACUCGAGGGGCUUCGGCGACGGUGGUCCGCUUCGAAGGGGAAUGCUGGCUGUUUGACUGUGGCGAAGGCACCCAAACUCAGUUCAUGAGAAGUCCCCUGAAAGCAGGUAGAAUUACCAAGAUCUUCAUCACUCACCUUCACGGAGACCACUUCUUUGGCCUUCCCGGACUCCUCUGUACUAUCAGUCUCCAGAGCAGCUCCACCACCAACAAGCGACCGGUUGACAUUUACGGCCCACUGGGACUAAGGAGCUUCCUCCGGAGAGUUAUGGAGCUCUCCCACUCGCAACUUGUCUUCCCUUACGUGGUUCACGAGCUGGUGCCCACGCAAAAUCAGUGCCCGGCGGAAGAGCUUAAAGAGGUUUCUUUUGUGGACAGAGAUGUCACCUCGUUGGAAGAAACGCAGGGGGACAGGAUUCGUUUGGAUCCCGCAGAAGACUCGUACGUGUUGGUGGAUGAUGAGCAGUUCGUGAUGAAGGCGUUCAGGCUCUUUCACCGAAUACCUUCCUUUGGUUUUGUCGUGGAAGAGAAGAUGCGGCCCGGAAGACUCAACGUGCAAAAGCUGAAGGAACUAGGAGUUCAGCCAGGCCCUCUGUACGGAAAACUGAAAGAUGGAGUUGCUGUUCUCCUAGAAAACGGGACAACUGUUUCUCCCUCAGACGUCUUAGAAGACCCUGUUCCAGGAAGAAAAAUUUGUAUCUUGGGAGAUUGUUCUGGUGUAGUUGGAGAUGGAGUGGUGAGGCUUUGUGACGGAGCAGACCUGUUGGUUCACGAAGCCACGCUGGAUGACAGCCAAGCGGCCAAAGCCGAAGAGCGUGGCCACAGCACUCCCAAGAUGGCGGCCGAGUUUGCAAAGCUGUGUAAGGUGAAGAAACUGGUUCUCUCUCACUUCAGCCAGAGGUAUAAGCCGGCCGGUCAGGUUGGCGAAGGCGACACGGAUGUUAUGGAAUUGAAGAGACAAGCAGAGCUGGCGUUGGGUGGACAAGAAGUGGUAUUAGCAGAGGAUUUCAUGACCAUCGGUAUUCCAAUGAAAAACAAACUUUCUGCUACCUGACUACAGACGGGAGAAAUUAAUUUGCUGAUAGAUUGAUUCCAUAGC
Messenger RNA from Heteronotia binoei (common prickly gecko), 1176 nucleotides. It is a transcript of the gene ELAC1, whose product is annotated as elaC ribonuclease Z 1. Gene Ontology annotation, cellular component: nucleus. NCBI's taxonomy places the organism in Eukaryota, Metazoa, Chordata, Lepidosauria, Squamata, Gekkonidae. Bases 28 to 1131 code for a protein of 367 amino acids. The record is from RefSeq and is a predicted model, not a curated record. Gene Ontology annotation, molecular function: 3'-tRNA processing endoribonuclease activity. The transcript is spliced from 3 exons.